Molecule: messenger RNA, 2325 nt
Organism: Dothidotthia symphoricarpi CBS 119687
Lineage: Eukaryota; Fungi; Ascomycota; Dothideomycetes; Pleosporales; Dothidotthiaceae
Product: HET-domain-containing protein
Exons: 7
Coding region: 1-2325 (774 amino acids)
Source: RefSeq, a predicted model, not a curated record
AUGCAUUCCAAGGUCUUCUUCACGAUCCCCUUGCUCUUCGCUUCCGCGUUAGGCGCCGCAGUCAAUGAAGGAUCAUCAAUCACAAACACAAAGACAGCAUGUGUGACAAGGACAGGCACCAAGUCUUUGAAAAGUGUUCCAACCUCGAGUUCUACCAGCACCCAGGUCCUUCCUCCCAACGUUAUCACCAAAACAUCACGAACUACCGUGAAGGUCACGCCAAAGGCAAAGACUAUCACCGUCACAAAAGUCGACGUCAAGAAGGUCACUACAACUCUGUUAACAAUCACGAAACCCUUGACUACUACGGUGAUCCAGACCAACACCGUAACCAGCACUAACUUCCAAACUGCAACAAGCAUCAUCAGUACAGAGGUGUCUUCUUCAACAACGGUCACAUCUACCAUCCCAACUUCAUCCGGAUUCUUGAACAUCGUAGACAGUGCUCCCUUGGUACUGCAACCCACUAAGAGGGAAGUGAGCCCGCUUUUACAGCGAGGCAACAAGGAAGGAUGUACCGGAGUGUGGUUUCCAGCGUCUGUUACAUGCAACACCGUACUACAGAUCAAGGCCAUCAUAACCACAACCGUCCAGGGCUCACCAGUUACUAUCACCGUACCAGCACCGCUUCUUCUCAGCACGACAACAAUCACCUCAACCAAAACUGAAACUCAACUACUCGCCAAGGCCACAUCUACCGUCACUCAAACCUCAACAAUUACUACUACCAUGGUAGAAGUUGGUACCACGACCUCAGUAUCGACGACCACUUCCACGGUAGUCUCUUCAACCACUGUCACCUCCUACGCAGCUUGCUCAACGAACAACAUAAUCUCUAGCUACAACGGAAUACCUGUUGACAGUGUACCUAUCUUCCAACUAUCAGGACCGAAUCAGAUGGCUGCAUCUACGCACACCGACCUCUACAACAUCCGGACUCUAUUCGGCUUCUGGAACUCUUACCUGGGCGACAAGUACGAGGCACUAUCCUACACCUGGGGAGAACCAGUGUUUCCAGAAAUCGUCAUGGAUGUGGCCUCUGGCACAGUGACCCACAUCACAGAAAAUCUUUUCGACGCUUUGCAGGCUUUACGGAACGAAAAUGCACCUCGAUUACUCUGGGCAGAUGCAGUGUGUAUCCACCAAUUCAAUCUGAAUGAGAAGGGGCAUCAUGUAGCGCAGAUGGGCGCUGUCUAUCGGAACGCCUCAAGUGUCACUGUAUGGCUUGGACAAGAAGAUGCUACGGAAGGGAUCCAGGUCCUCCGAAAGCUUAGCGAAGAUAAAGAAACAAUCAUAAGCGCCUUGGAUUUCAAUGACGGUGGUAAAGCCAUGUUCGACAUGCUACAUCUCACAGAAUCUGACUCACCGCUAUGCAAAUUGUUUUCUGGACCUUGGGUCGAAAGACUGUGGAUCGUACAAGAAUUCGUUCUGGCUCGAGAGGUCUGCAUAUUUGUCGGAAACGACAGCGAAGAACUCGAACGACUCUCCAUUGUUAUAACUUUGAUUCAGGAGUUGUUUAGUAAGAUAGGAAAGCGUCGUAUUGACCAAGGAAAUAUCGUUUUCUAUCACACUUACGAUCUACUCAUAUUCCGCGACCAUUACCGCCAGGUCAUCCUCUCAAACUCAUGCGUUUCACAAACAGUGGCGGGAAUUAAGGCCAGAGAUAUCGUAAAUCUAGGCAAAUAUCGGCAAUGCGGCAAUCCUCGGGGUCGAAUUUUUGCUAUGCUUGGGCUGUUCAACCAGUCGAUGGCCAUCGUGCCCGACUACAACGCGAUACUGAAUGAGAUAAUCCAGGACUUCACGGUCAAAUCCCGCUUGCCAGUUCAAGCCCUAGUAUCCGACGCUCAACACCUGCCGAUCUAUGGAACCUCAAUCGAUGUUGUUAUGUCCGUGUUGGACGUGGAACAUUUCGACAGCUUUUCGUCAUCAGCACCAUCGGCUUCCCACUUCACUGCUUGGCUGACUCAGUUCCAUCCUGAUUUCACGGCUCUUUGGUUAGAACGUCUCAAGUAUGACGCGAGAUUCUCUGUAGAUGCAGACACCGGCGGCAUGAGAUCGAACCUCCCAGGACCCUCACCGUAUAAACAGGGAUAUAUGGGCUGUCGCCACCGGACCAUGGACCCAGGAGACGAAGUCGCGAUUUUCGACAGCGGGCACACACCGUUCAUGCUUCGCAAGGUCACAGACAACCAAACAGAACACCCUGACUACCAACUUGUAGGCGACUGCUGUCUAAGAGGAUGGAUGAGCGGGACCUACUUUGGCCACGAAAUCGAGGAUGAGGUUUGCGAGCUCAAUGCACACCUGGAGAGUGAUAAUGAAUGA